AAAUAAAAACCAGUGGUCAGUGUGAGUCUCUGAUGACACACCUUUGAAAUAAAAGCACUUGAGCAGAGCUAAGCUCCUUUUCAAACACUUAUCAGAACCUCUGGAUUUUUGAACACCUUAUUUAAACAUUUUUCCCUUGUAACUUUUCAAGAAAACGCCCAUUUUAUCCACCCAAGAUGAAAAAUCUCCUGUUGAUCAGCGUAGCAUUGAUGGCAAUGAUAGUUACAGGUGAGUCUCUGACCUGUAAGACGUGCAGAGUGGGUUUCAGAGGCAGAUGUGUUUUCACCUCCACUGAGGUCUGCAGCAACUCUCAGCCAAACUGCUACAGUGGAAAAGUGGCCUUCAAUAUCAGUAGUUUGAUGAGCCUGCAGAGUCGAGGCUGCAUGUCUUCAUCUCUCUGCAACAAGACAGAAAAAGGCACCCUCCUGACUGCCGGAUACACCAUCACCAGAGAUUGCUGCAGCACCGACUUCUGUAAUGGAGCUACAUCUGUACAGCCCUGUGCUGCUUUGGUCGCUGCUAUAACAGCUUUUUGGAGCCCAAUGGUCCUUUGAAAACAACAAUAUAUAUAUAUAUGUAUAUAUAUAUACAUAUAUAUAUAUAUACACUUUUCCUCUGACAUUUUAUCUUGUCUUGUUGCUUUCUGUAUCAAUCUUGAUUAAUCUUGUAUGCUCUCCUAUAUCAUAAUGCCCUAUACUGUGUAGAUGAAUAACUUUUAGCUGCAUGAAAUUAACUGAACAAAUAAACAUUGACUAAUUUUAAAUCUGACUUUUCUUGGAGCUGGAAAUUUUGAGGCUGAAUUUGAACUUCUAUAUUGGACCACAGACAUUAAUAAACCAUGAUCAGCCUCAUUCUUGCAUUCUGGUUCACCAGACAUUCAUCACUGUGUCUUUAGACAAUGCACUAUUAAGAGCUUUGUGGUGCUGGAUAACA
Melanotaenia boesemani (Boeseman's rainbowfish) is the source of this 933-nucleotide messenger RNA. Its product is annotated as protein Bouncer-like. Lineage: Eukaryota; Metazoa; Chordata; Actinopteri; Atheriniformes; Melanotaeniidae. The transcript is spliced from 3 exons. The record is from RefSeq and is a predicted model, not a curated record. The coding region runs from base 177 to 554 and encodes 125 amino acids.